Molecule: messenger RNA, 2072 nt
Organism: Ogataea polymorpha
Lineage: Eukaryota; Fungi; Ascomycota; Pichiomycetes; Pichiales; Pichiaceae
Exons: 1
Coding region: 1-918 (305 amino acids)
Biological process (GO): positive regulation of transcription by RNA polymerase II; protein phosphorylation
Cellular component (GO): transcription factor TFIIK complex; transcription factor TFIIH holo complex; nucleus
Molecular function (GO): ATP binding; cyclin-dependent protein serine/threonine kinase activity; RNA polymerase II CTD heptapeptide repeat kinase activity
Source: RefSeq, a predicted model, not a curated record
AUGUCUACGGCGUAUACCAAAGAAAAAAAGGUAGGAGAAGGUACAUAUGCCGUUGUUUACUUGGGGAAACAGAUUGCUACCGGUCGAAAUAUAGCCAUCAAAGAAAUCAAAACUGGUGCUUUCAAAGAUGGGCUUGAUAUGUCUGCUAUCAGAGAGAUGAAGUAUCUGCAGGAGUUGAAGCACCAAAACAUCAUUGAACUGGUGGACGUUUUUGCAGACAGGGAGAAAAACCUCAAUCUGAUUCUGGAGUUUCUCCCCUCGGAUCUCGAGAUGAUCAUCAACGAUAAAAAGCUGAUGAUUGUGCCUGCUGACAUAAAAUCCUGGAUGCUGAUGACCUUGCGAGGGUUGCACCAUUGCCACAGAAACGGAAUACUCCAUCGCGAUUUGAAGCCAAACAACUUACUAAUCUCGCCCGAAGGAUACGUGAAAAUAGCCGAUUUUGGUCUUGCGAGGUCUCUUGGAAUGCCCAAUGAGAAACUCACCUCUAACGUGGUCACCAGAUGGUACAGAGGGCCAGAGCUUCUCUUUGGAGCUCAACAUUACUCCCCAGCAGUGGACAUCUGGGCUGUUGGGAUCAUCUUUGCCGAAUUGAUGCUGAGAACACCGUAUUUACCUGGGAAGGAUGACGCAGACCAGCUAGUUGUCACUUUCCAGGCCCUAGGAACUCCAACCGAAGAAAAAUGGCCGGGUGUGUCUCACCUUCCGAACUAUAACAAUCUCACAGUCUAUCCAGAGCCUUCACGGCAGGAACUGAGAAACAGAUUCCCGGCCGCUACAGAGUCCGCGCUAGACCUGAUGUGCGGUAUGCUAGCACUAAACCCAAACAACAGACUCGAUGCAGAGGCUUGUCUUUUACAUGGCUAUUUCACAGAGUUGCCUGAGCCGACUGAGCCAGAAAAUCUACCGAAAAAAUCCUAACUCUAUCCAAUCAUGUUGAACACAUGUUUUCCAAUUGCCAUACUGGCAGUAAGUCCUGGACUCUCUAUUCCGACGAGAUUAACAAAACCAGGGAAUGUCUCCUCAAUCACAAAGUCGUGGAGACUCUUGGUUCCUGGAGGAAUCAGUUUUGGACGGAUGCCGCUGUAACUAGCACUUAAAUUUUCACGCUUCACCCCGGGGAAAUAUUUGGACACUUCCUCGUAGACUGAGUCGAGAUUUGCCUCGUUCGGCUUGAAAUCGUCUGGCUCGUCGACCCAUUCCAAGUCUGGGCCAAAUUUGAGCUGUCCUGCCAGAUCUAAAGUCAAAUGAGUGCCCAAGGUAGCAAUAUUUGGGGUUGGACAGGGAUACACAAGUCUGUGAAUUCCAGGGUUAUGAGAGUAUGCAAAAUAGUUUCCCUUUGCAUAGUACGGAGUAUACUGUUUCUUCUUAGGAAGCAAAAGGUUGGCGAUUCUCGGAGAAUACAGUCCUGCACUAUUAAUCACCACAUCCGCUCUGAUUGGAAAUUCCUCGUCCCCAGAAAUCGUGGUCAGCUUGUACUCGCCAUCUUUGACUAUGCCAGUCACCUCAGUUGACGUCAUCAGCAUGCCCCCGAGGUUUUCCAGCUCCGCAAGAAGAUAGUUCAUCAACGAAUGUGCAGAAACAAUUCCAGUCGUCGGAGAGUACAGAACACCAGCCUUCGCACGAAUCAAUGGUUCUUGUUGUCUGGCUUUUUCCGGCGACACCAACUCUGUUGGAACGCCGAUUUUCUUGGACUUCUUGUGCAACUGAUGAAGAUACUCUAAUUGAGCCUCGUCUUGAGCCACAACCCACUUGCCACACUUCAAAGACUCAACUCCGAAUCUCGCAGCGUCAUAUAUCAUCUCUUUGCCCUCUAUACAUAAUUUUGUCUUCAGAGACUCCUCAGGAUAGUACAGACCCGCAUGGAUCACCUCCGAGUUCCGGGAAGAAGUCUCUUGUCCGUGGUGUGCAUGCUUUUCCACCACUAGCACAUUAUUUGACUCUCUUUUGGCCAAUUCGGCACCCACUGCCAAACCAACGACGCCGGCACCGAUAACCACAUGGGUGAAAUCGGACAUGAUCGUGGCCGACCGAUGAAAGCGCCUAAUUCCUCUUAUAGAUUUUAUCAAUCUAGU